Messenger RNA from Amblyraja radiata (thorny skate), 1911 nucleotides. Its product is annotated as ankyrin repeat and SOCS box protein 18. The transcript has 7 exons. Gene Ontology annotation, biological process: intracellular signal transduction. Gene Ontology annotation, molecular function: protein binding. Bases 1 to 1410 code for a protein of 469 amino acids. NCBI's taxonomy places the organism in Eukaryota, Metazoa, Chordata, Chondrichthyes, Rajiformes, Rajidae. The record is from RefSeq and is a predicted model, not a curated record. Gene Ontology annotation, cellular component: cytoplasm.
AUGACUGGUUUUAACCUGGUUCCCGAUCACCCUGUUGCCUCGAGGUUUGUCCAGGAACUGAAGGAUGCUUUGGGUCAGAAAGACUCGGAAAGAGUGAGCUUCCUCCUCCAGCAGCGGGCUCACUGUGUCAACGCCAUCAUCGAGCUCUCCAAUGAUGACUGGAUGAAAGAUCCAUCUCGCCGUGGCCCAGAGACAUUCCACCACGCCCUGGUGGUGGGAGAUCUGGCGCUGAUCCGAGCAAUGGUCAGCGAGUAUCACGAAGAUGUGAACUUGCUCUUCGACAUCUGCCAUGAUGAAAUGGAGUGGCAGGCCAAACCCUUGGCAAUGGGCAUCUCAGGACUCUGGUCUCUGGAGUACAAACGAGAGCUGAGCAGCCCCCUGUGCAUCGCGGCCAGUCAUGGCUACACCAACUGCCUGCAGUACCUGCUCCAGUGCGGGGCCAAGCCCAAUCUGAUUCCAGGAAACAGGAGUGCCCUGCACACAGCCUGCACCAAUGGCCACACCGACUGCGCAGAACUGCUGCUGAAGUACGGCGCCAACCCUAGGCUGCUGACCGAGGAGGGAAUGACCAGCCUGCACCUCUGCAACACCCACCCUACCUAUCGGUGUGCAAAAUUACUCCUGACGUUCCGUGCAGAUGUCAACCAGUUGACCGAAGGGGACCGUGAGACCCCUUUGCAUGUGGCAGCCAAGCAUGGCCUUCACAAUCAUGCCCACCUCUAUCUAAGAUACGGGGCCACUGUGGAUGCAAUGAAUGUCGACUGGGUUUCUCCACUGAGCAGCGCCUGUGCCAGCGCGGUGGAAGCAGAGAAACAGAAUGACUAUCUCCAAGUGUGCAAGAUCCUCAUUGCAUACGGUGCCAGCAUGAACUCCGUGGACAAUGAGAAUAGGACCCCACUGCACAAGGCCUCCAGAAACGCCAGCCUCCAGCUGGUCCAGAUGCUGCUGAAGAAUGGAGCAGAUGCAAACCCCAUCGACUACAACGGGUCCUCACCCUUAGCCAAUGCAAUACAGACUGCGCCUUUUAAGGAAGAGCUUGAUCCCCAUUGCACCGUACAAGCCUUACUCAAUCACGGAUCCCACAGGGUGUGGCCAGCGGCCUUUCUGAAGGUGUUGAAAUGUUGUGCUGCUUCUCCCAAGACCGUCGAAGUCUUGUUUAACUCCUAUCAACACAUUCAGGUCACAGAGGAGUGGAUAGAAGCUAUACCUGACGAAAUAUUUCAGAUGCAUCGGCCAUUCUACGAGUCCCUCUUUGCUUUAACUUCUGCUCCACGCUCCUUGCAACACCUGUGCCGCUCUGCUGUCCGGAAGCUGUUUGGAAACCAAUGCUCCACUCUCAUUUCCCGGCUAUCGAUCCCAAAAUGUCUGCAUGGAUACCUACUCCUGGAGCCAGAAGGUGUGAUAUAUUAAUCCCUUGCUCACAUUCUCUCAUCUUCCCAUUCCCUGAAAAACAAAUAUUGCAUGAAGUUUAAAGACCUUGUGGAAUCUGCAACCCUGUACAAUUAUUUCAUCAGAUAAGACUUGCGGUGUCUGGACCUUGAAGAUUAUGGGGUGCUCAUAUAUAAGAGUGUCCAGUGAUAAUAGGAAAAGUGUUGAUGGAAAGCAAUUAUUUCCUCCAGUGGCUGAAUUCAGAAAUUAAACUUUGGGACAAAUAUGUGUGUGUGAGAGGUAUCUCCUAAGUUCUGCCUCGUAUCUGGCAUAGGAUGUUCGCUCUGCUCACUUGCCGGAAAGGGGCUAGCUUUGUGUCACUUUAACAAACAUGAUUGAACUGCGUUAAACAACAGUGAAGUAGAUGGGAAUCUAAGUAGUGAAUGGAUUGUAUGCAAUAUGCGCAUCUUUCUGUAAUCACGCAUGUGCGUUAUGAUCAAUCAAGACAUCAGUAUUAAAAGUAAUUUCUAAGCGUGUACUUUU